CUUAUGGCUAUGAGGAGAACCGCGGCCUCACCUGCAUCCUCGGCCCUUUUCACCAGAUUCCUCAACGGCACCGUUCUUAAACCCUCCGCCGCCGGCGUUGCCCCAAUAACAACUAGUUCCUUCACUUCCAGCAUCCCUAUUAUCCUCGGAAACGAACCGCGCGUGACCCUCAAUGCCCUGGGUGGUUCUUAUCCCCGCUCUGAACAGUUUCCCAUUGAACGCGGUGGGUACUCUGAUGAAUACAUCAACCCCUUCCAGACUUCGGGCUCGCGCGGGGCUUACGAGAUAAACCAUGUGGAUGAAGGGUUGUACGUGAGGAUGGAGAUGCCGGGGAUUGAUAAAGAGGAUGUGAAGGUUUGGAAUGAAUACGGGACUGUUUAUGUGAAGGGGAUAGGAAACAAUAAGCAGUCAAGAUUUGAGAAACUCAGAAGGGCUUACAGUGCUACCAUUGAGAUUCCUUCAGACACUUUCCAUGCAGGCAAGAUCGAAGUUGACGUGAAGAAUGGUGUUCUUAGAAUGUUGAUUCCAAACAAAGAGAGUACUAAUCUAGGCCAAGUUUGAGUGAGUUUGCUAACAAAAAAAUCAUGGGUUUUAUUGGGAACCUUUUGGUUAGAUUAUGUUCAGUAAUCAGUACUUACUAGCAAUUGAAUUAGCCUAGUGUUGGGCUGCAUUUGCAGAGUGAAUAUGGCGUUUGUGAUUAUUUCUCUUGUUUUCUUUGCUUUCAUGGGCAAUGAAUUUCA
Coffea eugenioides is the source of this 740-nucleotide messenger RNA. RefSeq names its product heat shock 22 kDa protein, mitochondrial-like. Lineage: Eukaryota; Viridiplantae; Streptophyta; Magnoliopsida; Gentianales; Rubiaceae. The record is from RefSeq and is a predicted model, not a curated record. The transcript has 2 exons. Bases 4 to 561 code for a protein of 185 amino acids.